CGCGACUCCGAGGCUCCGUGGCUCCGUGGGGGGCGGAUCUGAAGCCGCGCGGGCCGAGCGACGGAAAGAGAAAAAAAAAAUAAACCCCAAAACUGCGUUCCGGCGUGAGGGGCGUGGCGAAGGCGUCGGAGGCGUGGCCAAGAUGGCUGCUCGCAGAACCCCCCCGUGGUCCCAGGGCUAACGCGGGAUUGCGCAGCAUGCUCGGGACGCUGUUGGGGUAGGGUCCGGCAGCGAUGCGGAGCGUGAGCAGCGGAGAGGCGUCGGCCACCAGGGAAGAUAGGCCUCCCCCCUCCCCCGACCACGCGCUGCCACGGGCCAGGGGAUGCGGCCGCGAGCACUUGGCCUGAGUGUGGCCGCACUCUCCGCCAGGCGUCUCUGAACAAUGGGGGGCAAGCAUCAGGUCCUGGCCCCGUGAGGGCCGCCGGACGGCUGCAGCACCCCCGGAGGCUGUGCGCUUACAGGCAGAGUAGCCGUUGCAGAGCUCGCCGGCGGUGGGGGUGGGGGGCUCCCAGGUCCCGAGCCCGCGGGUGCAGCGCGCGGGCAGCCACGCAGAUGUGCGCGGCGCGUGUCCCCCGGUUAUGCAAGGGGCUCUGGCCGUAGACGAGCGUGGGGCCGCGUGGCUCCACACACUCCCUGCCACUCAGCUCCUACGAGCUUUUUUUUUUCUUUUUCCUUCUUUUUCAUCCCACUCUGGGGCUGGAGCGAAGAAAACUCCAAAAUAGAAAGGGUGCAGGUGGCAUGAUUUACAAAGUGCUGCCGAGGCUGCCGAACCUUUCGCCUCGUUCUCAGUGUAAUCGUUCCCUUUCCCCAUUGUUGCCGUGAGGGUGUGCAAAAGACGGAGGGGUAAUGUGAAAGUGGCCAACUUCGGGGGGGAGGGGCGCCAAAAGUGUAGCUCUUUUCUCUGGGUAGAAAGAAGACCGAGUUGCUUCCCACUUUCCUUUCUUCCUUGAUUGGCGACCUGGCCGUUUCCACUCUGCUCUUUUUUUUAAAAAAAAAAAAAAACCUUGCUGGACAAUGGAGUGAAGCUGUAAAUCGGUGGCGAGGGAAUCGGCCCCACACCCUCCCCUGGGCGGAGCUUGCAACUCCCUCAGAAUGGUCACUGUUUUCAACCUGCAGAUCGUAGACAUAGAGAUGAGACUCUCCUCUUCCGAGACAAGGAUUUAAAUGUUUCCAAGCUUCUUAAGUUCCUGCAAACUAUUGGGGAACUGAUCAAGAUUUCAAGCUAAAGAUGAAGGUGACAAAUAGCCUCCGAUUCAUUCUUCAAAUGGAUUCAUUCAUCUCGCCGUGAAGAAGAUUCCAGAUCCCAGGGUCCUUGCCAGCGAGGCCCUGCAGCCUCUAGAAGUGCAUGUAUAAAACCCGGAUCUGUGCCUUUAGGAAAACAUCACCGAGAGCUGCAGGAAUUGGUGAAUGCUUUGCCAUCCAUCAAACAUAAGGAUACCCUUGUGGAGUUGCGCUCAUUCGACCCUUCCUGCCUGAUGCCAUCCUGCCCGGAUUACUGCCUGGAUCUGGAUCAUUAAGAAGCAGUCUGUAGCGGUCCAUCAAAAUCAGGACCCGCGAGAAAUCGAUCAACGCUUCCCCCUUGAAUGUCGAGUUCUGAGGCCCCGGCCCCGGAACUCCGUGCCUGAAACCACCGCGGACCCGCGGCACUCUCGUUGCCAGGGAGCUCGGGCCCCAGAGGGCUUGUGCGUGUGGGACCCCUGCCGGGCGACGGCCACGCGCCCCCGUCGACUUCCUCCACACCCGAGCGCGAGCCGCGACCAUGGGCAACUACCUUAGCCGCCAGCUGGGCAGCUACCUCAACCGGUACACAGACAGCACCAAGAGUGCUCUGCUGCCCGUGCGCCAGCAGCACCGGUCCACCCAGACCCGGGCUGCCUUCGGGCCGCUGGAGGAGGCCCAGUGCCUCGCCCUCCCCCGGCGCCUGCGCUUCCGCGUGCAGACCCCGCCCCCGCUGGAGGACCCGCCCGACCUGGUCCACAGCCGGGAGGAGGCGAUGCAGGGCCUGGAGCUGUGGCGGCCCAUCCUGGAGCCGCCCGUGCCCUGCACUUUCCUGGGCUUGGAUGGCGCCGGAGAGCAGCUCCAGGGGGUCCUGAAGCCCAUCCUCCUGCGGCCCCCGCAGUGCCCGUACUCCCAGAGCCUGGCAGACAUCACCCCUCCUUUCCCCGACAGUUCCGGGGAGGGGGAUUCUCACUGCACCGGGCACCUGAGCAUCCAUUCUGAGGAGGCUCCGCCCAGGACCCCUUCCGGCUACCGGAAAGGGAAGAGGAGGCUUGAUGGUCCUGAGGGCUUUGGGAGUCCCGAGGCCAAGAAAAGGAGGCUCAACCCCGAGUUUUCACCCUCUGCCUUCAGGCCAGUGUGGAAAGAUGGGAUGGUCCGCAUGUUCGUGCCCCAGCCUGGGCCGCUGAGGACCACCUUGUUCCCUUAUAAUAAUAUGAUCUGACGAGUUUAGACACGCUGGGCUCCCCCUUCUGCCGAGACACCCCCAGCCCAGAGCAUUCGCACAGAGUCCCCCGCAGCCACCCACCUCCUUGAACCCUGACAAAGCUGUGCCAAGUCCCCAGACCCCCAUCUCUGACCCCUGCGACCCCAACUUAAGACCCACUGUGGAUGUCACCUCCUACGCUUCUUUCUCUCUGCGCUCCUCGCACCCCUUCCUGUGAGAUCAGAGGGAGACAUCCCGAUUGUUUUUUGCUUUGUUCGUUUGUUUGUUUGUUACUUGUUUUUGGGGCCAUACCCGGUGGUGCUCAGGGCUUACUCCUGGCUCUGAGCUCAGGGAUCACACCUGAUGGGGCCCAGGGUGGUCGUAUGGGAUGCUGGGAUCUAUCCCGGGUCGGCUGUGUGCAAGUCAAGCGCCUUUCCUGCUAUACUAGUUCUUUGGCCCCCAAGUUGUUCUUCUAGAAAAUAAAGUUGGUUUUGUUGUGA
Sorex araneus (European shrew) is the source of this 2922-nucleotide messenger RNA. RefSeq names its product RNA polymerase II subunit A C-terminal domain phosphatase SSU72-like. Gene Ontology annotation, molecular function: RNA polymerase II CTD heptapeptide repeat phosphatase activity. Gene Ontology annotation, biological process: termination of RNA polymerase II transcription. The record is from RefSeq and is a predicted model, not a curated record. NCBI's taxonomy places the organism in Eukaryota, Metazoa, Chordata, Mammalia, Eulipotyphla, Soricidae. Gene Ontology annotation, cellular component: nucleus; mRNA cleavage and polyadenylation specificity factor complex. The coding region runs from base 1760 to 2440 and encodes 226 amino acids. The transcript is spliced from 5 exons.